Messenger RNA from Arabidopsis lyrata subsp. lyrata, 1130 nucleotides. Its product is annotated as protein C2-DOMAIN ABA-RELATED 3. Bases 255 to 1016 code for a protein of 253 amino acids. Lineage: Eukaryota; Viridiplantae; Streptophyta; Magnoliopsida; Brassicales; Brassicaceae. The transcript has 3 exons. The record is from RefSeq and is a predicted model, not a curated record.
CCUAUAAUAUUAUUUUACCCGAAUGAAAGUUGAUUCAAAAUUUUAUAUUUUCUACGCGUACGUAAUUUUCAAAGAUGUGUUAAAUAACAUUAACCUGGCAACAAUGGUCAAAGCCGUAGCUAGUUUUGAUGUCAAAGAAUACGUCGCUUGCAGAAAAUGGCAAGUGUUUAUGACUUGCAUGUUUGUUUUUUGUUUAUUACACUGUCCACGAAGAUGAACAAUCGUUGAAAUUGCAAUUUAUAUAUUUGUUCAUCAUGUUAUAUAAUAUAUAUAUAUAUAUGAUUCCCAUAAGGCCACAAACUUGUCUUUUAAGCGGUCCUCACGUUCAACUAAACAAAAUAAUAAUGAAAAAUAUAUAUAUAUAUAUAUAUUUAACAAUCCAAUCACCCCCUUAUAAUAAUCAUCAUCAACAUUAUUCGAGUAGUAGCCACAAUUCACUUCCAUCCAUACAGUAUUGUGAUUCGUUUGUUUGGGUCAAUAUAAUCGCCAUCUCGUCUCGUCGGAGAAGAAUGUCCCUGUUGGAUAAUCUGUUAGGUAUCCUCCGCGUUCGCGUCAAACGUGGUGUCAACCUCGCCGUACGUGAUGUUUCUAGCAGCGAUCCUUACGUCGUCCUCAAGCUAGGUCGCCAGAAACUCAAAACCAAAGUGGUGAAGAAAAACGUAAACCCACAAUGGGAAGAAGAUUUGUCAUUCACAGUCACUGACCCGAAUCUCCCGCUUACUCUGAUUGUGUACGAUCACGACUUCUUCAGCAAAGAUGACAAAAUGGGAGACGCAGAGAUCGAUUUGAAACCGUACAUUGAAGCCUUGCGAAUGGAGCUCUCCGGUUUACCAGACGGAACCAUCAUAUCGACGAUCGGUCCGAGCCGCGGCAACUGCUUAGCCGAAGAAAGCUACAUCCGUUGGAUCAACGAUCGAAUCGUUCAGAACAUUUGUCUCCGACUCCGUAACGUCGAGCGUGGUGAAGUCGAGAUUGAGCUCCAAUGGAUUGAUCUUCCCGGUUCUAAAGGCUUGUAAACAAUUUUUGAAAGUUACCUUAUUGGGCUUUUUACCCCUUUAGUGGGCUAAGCCCAUAUGACAUUCACAAAUAAACAUUAAUUAAAAAAAAUUAACGUAUGAUAUUUAAUUAUA